GCUGAUGGUGACAAUCAGUCAAGUUGAGCUGGCUUUACUCUGUCCCUCUUCAUGUUUGGUGUGCUCUGAGGAUGUCAUCAUCUGUCAGAAACUCAUGAGCAUCAUUGAUGCACCAGGCUCCACUAAAGCCUUGAUGCUGACUGAUGGACUCAUUGAUUCGGUGGGCGGCAUGGUCUUCUCUGAUUUAUCCAACAUGAGUGUUCUGGCGCUCAGUAACAAUGCCAUUUCCAGCAUCACUGAGAACGCUUUUCAGAACCUCACCUUCCUCAUGACACUAUCGCUGGACCACAACCGCAUCUCCAGCCAAGCCUUAAACGGCUCCACAUUCUCCUGGCUCCACAGACUGGAGACUCUGCAGCUUAGCAACAACCACCUGAAAGACAUUGACGGGUCCUGGUUUCAGAGCUCCAUAGCUUUAAAAACACUUCAGCUGGAUGGAAACCUUCUCACAAGCUUGAACUCCACCACCUUUGCUCAUGCAGACCUGAGGAACCUGGAAAUCUUGGAUUUGUCAGACAACCUCAUCAUGAAUUUGGGACGCGAAAGCUUCAGCAGGCUUCCUAGCCUGCGCAGGCUUGAUCUAUCCCGGAAUAAUCUCAGCAGCGCACCGGAUGCCUUCUCAUACCUGUCGUGGCUCUCAACGCUAAACUUAGAUCUGAACCGCUGGAGUUGUUCGUGUGAGCUGAGAGAACUGGCCUCCUUCCUCAACAGCUUCAUUCAGGCUCCUGAGAAUGUGUUGUACAAUGGGCAGAAGAUGGCGUGUGUGAAUGCUGAUAAUCCAUCUGUGCAGACUGUGCUGGAGCUGACCGAUGCUAACUGUGUCCCACCAAACAGCAACAUCACAGUGGAGGUCGUGGCCAAAAGAAGUAACACUUCUCAGCAGUACAUCAGAAAUGUUGCAAUUGCCAUUGUGUUUUCAUUUUUGGGUGGUGUUGGGAUCACUCUGGGAAUAAUCGCCAUUGCAUAUCACAAACUUAGUAAGAAAUUCAAACUGAUGCAGGAGGAACCUGGAGCUUCAGAAAGGAUCACAUCCAGCCCUGAAACGGCCCAGUGGAAUUUCUGUGAGGGCAAAGACACUCUAUCCAUGAGCCAUGCUCUGUACAACAGCAACUACAAAUCCCACCAGCCCUGGGACAGAGAAGACUCACCAUACGGGUCAGACGAGCUGGAGAAUCACUUCACCUGCCACAAGUGCAGCUCUACAGCUCUUACAGGAGGAAAACCCAACAGAGAGACUGUCCUGCAGAAAACAACAGAAGAUCUGCAGAAAAAUCACAUGAGUGAGCAUCUGGCUCAUCGCCGUCAACAUAACGGCAAUCAGCAACAUUCAGUGUUGCAACAAAGGAUCAAAGACAUGCGUCUAAAAAGACAAGCAGAAAGAAACUCAAAAAGUCAUCUGGCUGGUCAGGACUUUACUUCCCAACGUCUUGGGGGUCCAGACGACGUCUCAGCUGUCAGAAUCCAGCAGCUGGCCCUCAGUAAUCAUUUCUCAGCCCUCCAGAGAGGCCCAUUCAGACCUCCAAACCAAAUCUACAAUGAAGAAACUCAAGCAAAUCACUCACUGUUAAAGCACCAGGCCUCGGAAACCAUCCCGCAGCCGAUUUACCAAACCAUCAGCUGUCUGCACUGCCAUCAGACCUAUGAAUACAGGCAAGCUCAGAGUAACAACCACGACUUCCCCUUUACAAACCACUCACAGAACAGAGCACAAAUGUACGACGCUAUGCUCUACAGAGACAUCUUGGGUUACAAGAAGAGAGAUGCAGACGGACUUGAUGAAAGUGAGCUGGGAUUUAAGUUAGCUUCUCAGAGGAGUGUUACUUUUGAUCUCACAAUGCCUGAAGAACGAACAGUCGACAGACACAAGAACCAAACAUCUGUACAGAAAAGCCAGCGAAAGAGCAGCGCACAAAAACCCCACAAAUCCAGAGUACAAACCAAGAAGACGCUGAGAGUGAAGUUAAAUUUAGACCCUCUCAGGAAAAACAGAGUUCAUCCCAAGUCCAAAAGCGAAGAUUCUAAGGAAGAUGACAAAAAGAGGAAGGAGAAGCUACGAAGCAAAAAGAAAACGAGCAAAAAGCGGAAAGAAGAUUCUAAUGGAAAUGAAGAAACCUUAAAUAAGAGACACGCUGAAACGAGAGUAAGCAAAUCUGUGCCUGAAGAAACAGAACAGAACUCUACUCCUGCUGAAGGAGAAACUCAGCCAUCAGAUGCUAUCUUCAGCAGUAUUUCAGAAGCUCAGACACCAUCAGCUCUUACUGUAACUCCUCCAGAUGAUGCCUCCGACGCUCAGCCAAUGUCAGAUGCUCCACUUCCAGUAGGUGAAUCUGCUGCUUCAGUAGAUGUGCUGGAUCAGUCCAGCAGUUCAGAUCUCACCAGUUCUGCUGCACCGCUCAUACAAGAAUACGUAUCUUCAAGUGAAGGAUCCUUCAAGUUAAGACUCAUCCUGCCUGAAAAAACCUCCAACAGGCCACAAACGGCACUAGAUAAGAAAAUCAGAUAGCGUAUAAAGAUAGGACAUGAAUUUUCAUUAUACAGUCCCUGACAAAAGUCUUGUCUCUUGUAUACAAAUUGACUUGAAGU
Danio aesculapii is the source of this 2583-nucleotide messenger RNA. RefSeq names its product leucine rich repeat containing 53 (gene lrrc53). Gene Ontology annotation, molecular function: protein binding. Gene Ontology annotation, cellular component: plasma membrane. The record is from RefSeq and is a predicted model, not a curated record. Lineage: Eukaryota; Metazoa; Chordata; Actinopteri; Cypriniformes; Danionidae. Bases 5 to 2503 code for a protein of 832 amino acids. The transcript is spliced from 4 exons.